CAAGAAGAAAAAUUUUGGCGCGUUUGCAACGACGUUGACAGAGGCGUUGGAAACGUCAACUAAACGUAAACGUCAUCGUCGUGCGUAGUGACUGAACUUUUGGAGGGAAAAACUCUUGUCAGUCGAAAUUUGAGCGGGAUAACUCACAGACGUGUGCUAAGCAAGAAAGCAAACAGACCAGUCAGUAGUCAGUCAUUUGGUGAUUAUUACUUCAUACACAUGCAUAAAGAAAGAAAAAAAGAAAGAAGUAUUUUAUUAAAUUGGAAAUAAUUAGAAACUACCUUAACAAAAAUAAAGACAAGUAAAAACGCUUUUAAAAGAAAAUAAACUAAAGUUUUAAAACAAUUAAAUUAAAAGCAAUAUAAACAAUUAAAGUUAAACAAAAUGGCUCAACCUUCGAUAGCUGCCUUUUUUAAUACCAGGAAACGUGCUGCGGCUGAAGAUGUGGCCAGCAUUAAAAAUAGACGUCUUCUGGAUACAACAGAACCAACUAAACAAAAUAACACAACUACUGAUGCCACUAACAAUGAACCUUCCUCCCAACAACAAUUGCCCGAGCAACAUGAUGAUAUUGCAGCACUUAAGAAAAUGGGUAUGCGUACCCGUUCCACACGCUCUGCUGCAGUGGUCAAACGUAUUGGUGUCCAAGAUCCAGCGCAAAUACCCGACAGUGGUGUUUCACCCAAGAAAAUGUCCAAAAUUGAGGAAAGCAUUAAACAACAACAGAAAUUAGUGCAAUUUAUACAAAAGGGCCCCUUGUCGCCCCGUAAAAAGGCCACCGCUACCCCCAAAUCAAAUACAAGACAAAAAACUAAUGAGUUAACUCCCUCGAAUACCCUAAUUACGGCCUUUACCUCUAAAAAUAAUGCCAAUAAUGUAGAGAAAGGUUUAAAGACACCCACUAAACAAAUUAUUAAAGGUUCCAAUACCCCUCUCAAACAGGGUGAAAUAAAAACAAUGGUUAAGAAAGAAUUAAAUUUCGAAGAAGUUAAAACAAAAAUAACACGUAGUGCUAAACUACAAGAACUUAAAGCUUCGUUGGCUCGCAUCCAAGAGCUGGAAACACGCAAGGCCCAAGAGGAACGUAAUCGUAAACUGAAAGAGGGUCUUCUGUCGCCGGCUAAGAAAACUCCUGUAGUACAAUUGAAAGAAUUCGAUAAAAUUGAAUUGGAAGUUUUGACUAGCCCUUCAAAAACCUUUAAAACACCCACAAAACUACCACCCAAAACUCCAGACAAAAAUGAACUUAUGUCGCCACGUCACACCGAUGUCUCCAAGCGUGUACUCUUCAGUCCCGCCAAAAUGGGCUCACCUUCAAAAUGGUUGUACCGCCAGCCUAAUCAACGUUUCAUGUCUUUGGCUGAAAGCAGUAAAGCUGGUCAGCUACCUCUACCCUAUAAAUAUAGACAUUUAAUAGAGAUUUUUAAGGCCUUGGACUCAGUCUGUGCCAUGUUUCAUAAUCGCAAGGAAUGCAUAACAUUUAAGAAAUUAAAACCGGCGGUACAGAGAAUGAUGCGUAAGAAUUUCUAUGAAACACAUUUGGCUCAAAUCAAACAUCUCUAUCCCGAGGCUUUUAUUUUCACACAAAUGAAAAUGCGUAAUUAUGGUUCAGCCUCUAAGGCUGAUUACUUCCAAUUGGUUAUAGCACCCAAUGUAGAAAAUCUACCCGAGAAAUUGAAACUUAACAAGAUCGAUGAAGAUGAUAUUUUGGCUUCGGCUCAAAAUAAUUCCAUGAAUCCACAUGUUAUGACCGAAAGGUUACAGAAAUUCCAGAAUGCCUUAUUGGAAAAGGUGAAAAAUGAACAUGAUAAGUUCUUGAAAUCACUGGAUCCCCCUCUUUCUAUACCCAAGGAAAAAGUAACACGUUGGCAUCCAGAUUUCGAUUUGGAAAAUUGUCCCGAAAUAGAAUUGGGCCAUUUGCCACAACCACCAAAUGUAGAGAAAUAUUCAUCGGCCAAGGAUAUUUUAUCCACGGCCAGAAAUCUUUUCAACUGUUCCACACCCAUGGAAAGGGUAAUGGAAAGAUAUGAAGCUAAAUUGGAGGCUGACAAAGUAAAGGCUGAAAAUUUGAAGAAUGCAGAAAACACUAGCAGUACAGGAGAAACUAGUAAAACAAGUGAAACUACAAAAACUGCUGCAGCAACUGCAGUUACUAGUAAAACAGCUACAACAGCAGAAACUGCUAAGACACCAGCAGCAGAUGCCACCUCUACCCUCUUAAAGGGUGUACCCAAAUCGUUAUUAGAGAAAAUACGCGCCAAACAGGCAGCCAAAGCUUUAGAUGCUAUGACACGUAGACCUUCUCAGGAUCAGGAGGCUACUAAAUAUUCCCGUCUACAAUUGGCUCGUCAUUUACGCAAUGUUUUCAUUACCGAACGCAAAGGUGUUCUCACUCAAGAGAUUAUCAUUAAGAAAAUUCAAAAUAGUUUCCGUACCAGUCUAACGCCACAAGAAAUUGAAAAUCAUUUACAACUUAUGGCUAAAGAAGUGCCCGCUUUUGGCCUUCAUGAAGUACGCAAGACCAUGUAUUUGAAAAUUAACAAAGACAUGGAUUUAACUAAGAUCAUAGAACGUCUGGAAGCAGUGGCCAAUGAGAAAAGUAAAAUGUAGACAAUCACAUCAUCACUUGUACUAAUAAACUACUAAUAACCAUACAAAAGCCUAACUAACUGAUUUUUAACCCCCACCCCGUCAUUUUACCCUUAUUAAUAUUAGUAAUUAAAUAAUUUAAGUUUAAUAAAAACCUUAACAUUUGAAAUGUUCUCCAUUUAAUAUUUUUCUCUUUGGACUUGCUUAUUUUUAUUAUUAUUAUAAUUCCUACUUCUUAAGUUAUUUGUUAUACAUAUUAGUUAGUAAUUAUAUUAGUAUUAAACAUUUGUUUCAUUAUUUUAUUGCUACGGCGUUUGUCUAACUUCUAUAUUAGAAAAACAGCAAACAUUAUUUUAAUAAAAACAAUAAAAAUAAUUUGCUUAAUAUAA
Molecule: messenger RNA, 2978 nt
Organism: Lucilia sericata (common green bottle fly)
Lineage: Eukaryota; Metazoa; Arthropoda; Insecta; Diptera; Calliphoridae
Gene: dup
Product: DNA replication factor Cdt1
Biological process (GO): regulation of DNA-templated DNA replication initiation; DNA replication checkpoint signaling; mitotic cell cycle
Cellular component (GO): nucleus
Molecular function (GO): DNA polymerase binding; DNA binding
Source: RefSeq, a predicted model, not a curated record